CGGGUGAAGAUGGCGGCGGCGCCGUGAGUUGGAGGAGGCCGCGGGAAGAGAGGGGAACGAGGGCGGGGGGAAUCCAAGCUGGCCGGAAUCGAGAGCGGCAGGAGCAUUACCGACCCGAUUUGAGCUAUAGAGACACCGAAGUGGAAAAUGACAUCUAAAGGCACCAGCACAUCCUACUCCAGGAGAAGUUAUCGACUGACCUCUGACACAGAAAAACCAAAGGUCACAGGUUUUGUGAAUGAUAAGCUCCUCAGCAACUACCUCCACCAUGCCUUCCCCAGCUUUGAGAACGCACAACUGGCUGCUACAUCCAGGAAGCCAUUGAACUUUCAGAACCUGAAUGAACAUUUGGAUCGGCUGCUGGCUGAGGGACUGGACAAUGAGGCUGAAGACAAAGAUCAAACUAUGGAUGGGCGCCUUGGUCCAGCCACAGUGGUCCUGGAUCACACAAGUGGCUUUGAGGGGUUGCUACUUGUGGAUGAUGAUUUACUUGGGGUUGUUGGCCACAGUAAUUUCAGCUCAAUCAGAGCUACCUCGUGUGUGUAUAAAGGAAAGUGGAUGUAUGAAGUUCUGAUCUCUUCUCAGGGAUUGAUGCAGAUUGGCUGGUGCACCCUGCACUGCAGGUUCAAUCAGGAGGAGGGGGUUGGUGACACUUCAGAUUCAUAUGCUUACGAUGGAAAUAGAGUGCGCAAGUGGAAUGUCACCACCACUAACUAUGGAAAAGCUUGGGCAGCUGGAGAUAUUGUCACUUGUGUGAUAGACCUGGAUGAAGGGAAAAUUGCCUUCUGCCUAAAUGGAAUGUCCUUGGGAAUUGCUUUUGAAGACAUCAGAUUAGGCCCUGGAAUAGCCUACUUCCCAGCAAUCAGUCUGUCGUUCAAAGAAUCAGUGGCGUUCAACUUUGGGAGCCGUCCAAUCCGAUACCCAGUGGAAGGCUAUCGCCCCAUGCAGGACCCACCAGAGGCAGAUUUGGUGAAAGCACACAAACUCCUAGGAUAUCUGAAAAAUGUGAUCACUACUAGUAUGGACACCCAGGAAGGGAUACUGACGGAACAGGAUUCUGCAAUAUGGCAAGCCCACGGGGAGCCCACUGUGCUCAUUACUCUCGCGCACAUCUUCAACCGCUUUGCACCCCUUUUGUGUAAAGUUUACCUAGUGGAAGAUGUGUUGAUGGCCUAUUUCUUGGGCAUAUUGGAGGGAGGCGGGGCAGUGGAUGAGCAUCCUCUGAUUCAACACUUACUGGACCUCAUGUGGCUCCUCAUGGAGGAUUAUGAAGUCCAGGAGUGUUUGAAACAGCUGAUGAUGUCACUACUUCGUGCGUACAGAUUUUCUCCGAUCAUUCCUGAUUUAGGGCUACAGAUCCACUAUUUGCGCCUUAGCAUAGCUAUUCUGAAGCAUGAGAAAACCAGGAAAUAUCUGCUCAGCAAUGUCUUAUUUGAUGUGCUGAGAUCAGUGGUGUUUUUUUUCAUUAAGACCCCUCUUCGAGUGGAGGAAGCUGGGUUAGAGGAACUCAUUCCCACCACUUGGUGGCCAACCAAGUUUGACAAGGAGGGCAAAGAGGUGAAGGAAGAAUGUGCUGAGGAGAGGUUGAGGCGUCGGGCCUAUGAGCGUGGCUGUCAGCGAUUAAAGAAACGUAUUGAGGUUGUGGAAGAGCUACAGAUCCAGAUCCUGAAAUUAUUUCUCAACAACAAAGAUAAGGGAUCGAGCGAGGCAUCCAGAUACAUUUUCCUCAGUAAGUUUAGAAAAUUUUUGCAGGAGAAUGCCAGCAAUCGAGGGAAUCCUGCAAUCCUUUGCCCUCCUGAAUACAUGGUCUGCUUCCUGCACCGACUGAUCGCUGCUUUGCGAAGCUACUGGGAUGAGUACAGGCGGAGGAAUCCAUCAGCAGUACUCAGUGAAGAUGCUUACGUCCCCCCUCAGCUCUUCUUCAAUGGGAAGGUGGAUUACUUUGACCUGCAGAGACUUGGUGGCCUUCUUUCCCAUCUGAAGAAAACUCUGAAAGAUGAUCUUGCAUCAAAAGCCAACAUCAUCAUUGACCCUGCAGAGAUCUCUGCCAUUUCAAUGGACGACUUGGAUGAGGAUGAUGAAAAUGUAACUCAACAGCAGAGGCCAAGUGGUGCUGCUGCAGGUGGGGGAGCUCUUGCCAGGCCAAGCUGGUUAAGUUCACCAACACUGGGACGAGCUAAUAGGUUCCUAAGCACGGCAGCUGUGAGUUUGAUGAAUCCCCGUCGAUCCCUGGCCACAGUGGAAAAGGUGAAGGUUCGUACUCUGACUGUGGAGCAGAGGACAGAGGAGGACAUUGAAGGAAGCCACGGAAAUGAUGGCCUGUUGUUAGGGCGCCCCCCUGAUGAACCGGAUCACCCGAUCACAGAGAAAUCUUUACUGGAAAUUCUAGAUGGAGCUAUUAUGAUGUACAACCUCAGUGUGCACCAGCAACUUGGCAAGAUGGUGGGUGUGUCGGACGAUGUCCAUGAAUAUGCAGUGGCGUUGAAGGACACCGAAGACAAAAUUGCAAGAUGUCCUACAAAGAGGAAGGAUAUACUGGAUGAAUUGACAAAGAGUCAGAAAGUCUUCUCUGCGAAGCUGAAUCACCUGAGUCGCCGGCUAGCGUGGAUCAAUGCCACCAUUUACUCCAAGGAGAAGAUGCUGGACAUCUAUUGGCUGCUGCAGGUGUGCAUACGAGUAAUCGAACACAGUGACCGGACAAGGACGCUGUUCGCUUUCAUGCCAGAGUUCUACAUGAAUGUUGCCAUGAACAGCUACAGUGCUCUGAAGAAUUACUUCAGUCCAGUCAACAGCAUGGACGAACUGCCUGGGUAUCAGGAGACAUUGAGUCGAUUGGCUGCCAUCCUUGCCAAGCACUUUGCUGACUCUCGAAUUGUGGGAACAGAUAUUAAAGAUUCUCUGAUGCAGGCUCUUGCCAGCUACGUCUGCUACCCUCACUCCCUGCGAGCCGUUGAACGUAUCCCAGAGGAACAACGUGUGGCCAUGAUGAAGAAUCUCUUAGCUCCAUAUGAACAGCGUCCAUGGGCCCAGACCAACUGGAUCCUUGUGCGACUCUGGAGGGGAUGCGGAUUUGGAUACAGGUAUACACGGCUCCCUCACUUACUGAAAAGUAAACCGGAAGAUGCCAACAUGCCGAGCCUGCAGAAACCUUGUCCUUCUACUCUCCUGCAGCAACACAUGGCAGACCUGCUUCGCUCUGAUUCUGAAAUGGCAGCAAGUUUUCUGAAUAGUGUGCUCAACCAGCUGAACUGGGCCUUCUCAGAGUUCAUUGGUAUGAUCCAGGAGAUCCAGCAGGCAGCCGAACGACCAGAGCGGAACUUUGUCGACAGUCGCCAGCUGAAAGUUUGCGCCACCUGCUUUGACCUUUCUGUGAGCUUGCUGAGGGUAUUGGAGAUGACCAUCACUCUUGUCCCUGAGAUCUUCCUGAACUGGUCCAGACCAUCUGCAGAACUGCUGCUGAGACGCCUUGCACAGGGUACUCACUUUAACAACUGGGCGCAGUACUUCCAGAGAGAGAAGGCACACGGCUUCAACAGCUUGUUUGAGUCUCGCAUUGUCCUUUGCACUUCUUCCUCUGUCUCCUGCUUGAUGGGUUCCCUUGAAAUACCUGAAAUGGCUGUGUAUUCCAAAGAGCUGAUAAACCAAGUGUUGAACCGAGUGACGGCUGAAAAGAAUCUUUUUGACCGUGUUGUCAAUCUACGCUUACCUGGAUUGGAGAGCGUGGAUCAUUACCCAAUCCUUGUAGCUGUGACUGGAAUUCUUGUCCGAAUCCUGGUUGACUCUGAUGUUCAAGGCAUCCAACGAGCAACAGCCGUGCUGCUGGCUGAUCCCUGCUUUCAACUGAGAUCAAUACAAUAUCUUCUCAGAGAAAAUGAGCUCUCAGCCCUGGGAGCAACACACCCACCAACUGAGAAGAAGCAUUUCUCCCUCCAAGCAUACCCAGAUUAUAUCAGCCUGGAGGAGCUGGGAAAAGUUGAAAGCUUGCUCUCCCAUUUGACCCGUGAGUCCACGCAGGCUGCGGCUACUGCGAUGCCCACCAGUGAGGAAGAUCUAUGCCCUAUCUGUUAUGCUCACCCAAUCUCCGCUGUCUUCAGGCCGUGUUCACACAAAUCCUGCAAGGCCUGCAUCAACCAGCAUCUGAUGAACAACAAAGAUUGUUUCUUCUGCAAGGCCAUGAUCACAGCAGUGGAUGAUUACACAAAACCAUCCUCCUCCUAGUUGUUACUGACCCUGCUUUUCAACACUGAGGGUAAAGGAGAGAUGCUGCUUCAGUCAUUGGGGACUAUGCAUUAUGCAGGGAUCGGAAUGAUCAAUAUCCGAUGUUUACUAAGGGAGUGAUCGUCAGCGUUUCACUGAGCAGUGAUAUGCUUGUUAGACUGCUAUCUUGUUUCAAAUAUUGAUCACUAGUGACUGAGUCAAACAUGUUCUGAAGGGCAAUUUACAGAUUGGAUAUCGCUCUAUCCCUUGGAACACUGACAAGUAAAUUGUGUCUUAACAAUGAAUGCCACACUGGGUCCUAAUGCCUACCCCAUACCAUCUCAUGAGACAAAAAUUGGGGUCAAUUUUAAAUAUAUUGAAAGCAAUAGGAAACACAUGUCUGGGUGUCUCCUACUGUAUUGUUUGGUGUCAGUAAGAGCCAGGCAGGGGUUUGGAACAACCAGUUAAUUAUCCAGUAACCUGUGUUUUAUUGAUUAUUUUAUGCUCCAGGGAAGAACUGCCUGAAUCUCUUUCACUGGCCAUUAAGGUUUUUGUUGGGAACUUCUCACCACUGACAGUAUUUGCGUAUAUGUUGUUCAGCUGCAUUGUUCAAUGCCCUACUUUGUGCUGGAUUAGGUUUUAUCCUUAACCCAAUUCGUCAGAAAACAACGGGAACAUUUCCUUCAAACUCAAAGAUUCCGCCAGGCAUUCUGAGCAGUCUUGCUACACAAUCCUACAUGGGAAGUGUUUUGCUGCAAUUCCUGUCCAUCUGAUUGCUUUACCAGGGCUGGAUUCCCAGCUUAGGCCCCAUUAAUAUGGGGCUCAGGUUUUAAUUUGAUGUGCUUGACAUCGAGAAGCUGGCCCAGGCCCAGUAAUGCUGAAGUUUAUAGGCAUCCCUGAGUUGUCUUAUGGUGCUAUCAGUGAACCUUUCCAGUUGUGUCACCACAUUUUUGUCUGUGCCCCAGUCACAUCACUCAAAUGGCCAACUUCCCCAAGCCUCUCAUACCCAACUGUCUGACCUAGUGUCCCCUGCACUUCCAUCCUUUAAUGUUUUUCUCAUCAUUACCCCUUCAGUUUGAAUUUGAAGAAAUGUUUACCUAACCUAUCAAAAUCUUAAAUUGGGCCUGACACUGAAUAUUGCACAAGUCAGGAUCUUGUGUUUCCGUAUGUUCUAUGUUACUGUCCAAAGGCAACUAACAAAGGGAAAUGGCUGUGUUGUCAUAAUUUUGACACAGCUGUUUAUGACAGCAGAACAAUGUAAACCUCACUAACAUUAAUAGCAGUAAGAAAGUUGUUUUGUCUUGGAGUUGUCAUGACAUUUCGAUCCUAAAGAUUCUGGAUUUACAAUGGGAUUGAGGUCAAGGGGAUCUUUCUUACAAAUGUUAGAAGUUCCUGGAGACUUCUCCUUGUCCAUGUCCCAGUUUGUGAAACAUGUGUUAGUGACUAAAACUUGGCCAGCUUAAAUCAACAAGUUCUAAAAGUAAUAAUAAAGAAAACUGUUGGAAGAAAGAAGCCCAAUGCGUGAGAGGCAUGUCAGCACUGAGCUCUCAGACAGCAGUGGGAAGACAGUAUAAUUGCCCCAUGAGAGUUGUGCAGCUUUAACCGAUGCCAAAUCCUCCUGGUAGCAGGCUCUGCGACUGCCCAGAGCUACUAACACAGUAUGCAUGGAAGAGAGUUCUGACUCUCAAUCUUAAUGAUUUCCCCUUCUUCGCUAAUCAAACUUAAUUGUACCCACCAGACCUCAUUCACACCAGCAAUUGUGGUGACAAACACUGAGUCACCAACACUUGGUCAACCCACAACAUGCACUUCACCAAAACCACCUCACCUUGCAUCCAUCGAUGAUAGCUGGUCAAAUCUUGUAGCCCAACAGCAGUGCAAUUUAAAGUUGGAACUUAACAUUUCACACUGCAAGUGUCCCUAAAAGAACAGUGCAAUUGAUGGCCCUCCUCCAUCACCAGUUGGAUCUAUGGUUAUGGCUGUUGGGCUGUGCACAGAUGAGAGUAAGUUAAACCACUAACUUGUUAGAGAUGAGAAUCCAACAGAGCUGAGGGUUAACUGUAGAUGUUAUCUCUCAACCACAUUCAAGUACUGAAAGAUUGAACAUUGUGACUAGCUGUGUGGUUCCAAUAUAAAAGUGUGUUGUCACAGUCUGAGAACUGCCUGAGAAUCCCUUAAUGGUUCAGUACUUCCAGUUUAAUUUUUAUAAAACAAGAAUUCCACAAACAGUUGUUUCAAUGGUGAUUAUAAAGAGCACAGGUAGGUUACUAAGACCCAGUUCUGUUACUGUUAGUUGUGUUACAGGUGAGGGAAGGCCAAGUGGUAAGCCUUUUGUUCCACAUCACUGAAACUGCAUGCAGUGUGAAAACCCAAUGAUUCCUGCUUUUAAUACUUUUACUGGGAGUCCCUUUUGUUGGAGGUGUGGAGAGUGUGUGAAGCUGCUGCUUGUGUUGAAUUUGAUAGACUGUUCUUGUGUGAGUUUACAUGCAGACCUGAGCAUUAAAAUGAUUUAUCCAUCGUU
Molecule: messenger RNA, 6718 nt
Organism: Carcharodon carcharias (great white shark)
Lineage: Eukaryota; Metazoa; Chordata; Chondrichthyes; Lamniformes; Lamnidae
Product: E3 ubiquitin-protein ligase RNF123
Exons: 40
Coding region: 148-4218 (1356 amino acids)
Cellular component (GO): cytoplasm
Molecular function (GO): ubiquitin-protein transferase activity; protein binding
Source: RefSeq, a predicted model, not a curated record